This is a messenger RNA of Trematomus bernacchii (emerald rockcod), 736 nucleotides long. RefSeq names its product geranylgeranyl transferase type-2 subunit beta-like. The coding region runs from base 55 to 489 and encodes 144 amino acids. NCBI's taxonomy places the organism in Eukaryota, Metazoa, Chordata, Actinopteri, Perciformes, Nototheniidae. Gene Ontology annotation, biological process: protein geranylgeranylation. Gene Ontology annotation, cellular component: Rab-protein geranylgeranyltransferase complex. Gene Ontology annotation, molecular function: Rab geranylgeranyltransferase activity. The transcript is spliced from 4 exons. The record is from RefSeq and is a predicted model, not a curated record.
CCAAAAAGAAAACAGAAGAAGAAGAAGUAGCCUGAUCAUGCGAACAUCUCCAGAAUGGGUACCCAAGUGAAAGAUGUCAUCAUUAAGCCUGACGCCCCCAGCUCUCUGCUGCUGGACAAACAUGCAGACUACAUCGCGGCCUACGGCUCCAAAAAGGAUGACUAUGAGUACACACUGUCAGAGUACCUGCGGAUGAGCGGCAUCUACUGGGGUCUGACGGUGAUGGACCUGAUGGCGCAGCUGCCCCGGAUGAACCGGCCGGAGAUCGUAGACUUCAUCAAAUCCUGUCAGCACGAGUGUGGAGGCCUCAGCGCCAGCAUCGGACACGACCCCCACCUGCUGUACACCCUCAGCGCCGUGCAGAUCCUGUGCUUGUACGACAGUGUGGAUGCUCUCGAUGUGGACAAAGUGGUGGAGUACAUCAAAGGGCUGCAGCAGGAAGACGGAUCCUUUGCAGGAGACAAAUGGGGUGAGCCAGACUUACUCUGAUUAAUGUCUCGAGAAACAUUUGCUCCUCCAUCCAAAAAGUGAUUUUGAGAUGGAAUCAGAGGACAGUGACACUGCUAUGAGUGAAGAAGAGGCAGAAGAAGAUGCCUGUGGACAAGUGGACAAAGAAAGCCAACAACAAUCCAUCCCUCAUGUACUUAUGUUCAUAUAAUAACUUGCUUUAUAUUUUGUUUUUGUCAUUGUUAAUGUGUAAAGUCAACAUGUAUAUUUUCUACUUUCUUGUUUAUUU